CAAGGGGAAGGUAGAGGAUUGAAUCAAACGAGGGUCAAUAACUUGUUCGUGUAGCUGUAGUUAUAACGGUUUAUAACAAUUUGGCCUCACUUGUACCUCUGCAGACAGACAACAGUGUAACAAACCGUAGCUAACAGCCUGCGGACAGCCAUGGACGACGUGACAGGAGCUCAACUGAUAGCUGAGUCUCUGAAGGCUCAGAAAGUGGAGUACAUGUUUGGGAUCGUUGGCAUUCCUAUCAUGGAAGUGGCCAUGGCUGCUCAGGCUGAAGGGAUCAAAUAUGUGGGAAUGCAUAAUGAACAAGCGGCAUGCUAUGCAGCAUCUGCUGUUGGAUACCUCACUGGAAGACCAGGUGCCUGCCUGGUGGUGUCUGGACCUGGACUCAUUCAUGCUCUGGGUGGAAUGGCCAACGCUAACAUCAACUGCUGGCCAGUGGUUGUUAUUGGAGGCUCCUCGGAUCGAAACCAGGAAACAGCAGGAGCCUUUCAGGAGUUUCCUCAGGUGGAAGCAUGUCGCCUUUAUAGCAAGUUCUCUGCAAGGCCCAGCAGUCUGGAAGCCAUCCCCUCAGUGAUAGAGAAGGCAGUUCGCACAAGCAUGUAUGGGCGUCCAGGUGCUUGUUAUGUGGACAUUGCAGGGGAUAUGGUCAAUGCUAAAGUGGACAGGAGCACAGUCAGAGUUGUGUCCUGCUGUCCAGCUCCACCAGUCAGUGUGGCUCCCCACGGUGCAAUCACUGAAGCCAUCUCUGUCUUGAAAGCAGCUAAAAGACCAUUAGUCAUCAUCGGCAAAGGAGCAGCCUAUGGUCGAGCAGAAACUGCUCUGAGGGAGUUUGUGGGAAUAAGCGGUCUGCCAUUUUUGCCUACCCCUAUGGGGAAAGGGGUCCUACCUGAUGAUCAUCCCAACUGUGUGGCUGCUGCCCGCUCGAGAGCUCUUCUCCAGGCUGACGUUGUGCUUCUGCUUGGAGCCAGGCUGAAUUGGAUCCUGCAUUUUGGUCUGCCACCUAGAUUUGACCCCGGUGUCAAGAUCAUCCAGGUUGACCUUUAUGCUGAGGAGAUGGGGAACAACGUGAAACCUGCUGUUGCUCUCCUGGGAGACGUCAACGCUAUUGUCACUGAGCUCCUAGAGGGUGUGCAUAAAGAUGGCUGGAAAUAUCCCUCUGACACAGAGUGGUGGAGCACACUGAAGAACAAAAUCGCUGCUAAUGCAAAAAUAUCUAAGGCACUCGCUCUUCAGUCAACGAUGCCCAUGAACUACUACACAGUGUUUCACCACAUUUCCCAGCUGCUGCCACAUGACUGUAUCAUUGUCAGCGAGGGUGCAAACACUAUGGAUAUAGGACGCACUAUGUUGAACAACUACCUACCUCGACACAGGUUGGAUGCUGGAACAUUUGGAACAAUGGGAGUUGGCCUUGGCUUUGCUAUAGCUGCGGCCGCUGUGGAGAGGAGCGAGAAUAAAAACCAAAGGAUAGUGUGUGUGGAAGGAGACAGUGCCUUUGGAUUUUCUGGCAUGGAGGUUGAAACCAUGUGCAGGUAUAAUCUGCCUGUGGUCAUCAUUGUGGUCAACAAUAAUGGUAUUUACAGCGGAGUGGAUGCUGAGACGUGGAAAGAAAUGGCAAAAAUGGGAGAUCUGACCUCUAUAGCCCCUCCUGUGACCCUGCUACCUGAGGCGCGCUAUGAUGAGGUCAUGACAGCAUUUGGAGGUCGAGGCUUCCUGGUGAGGACGGUGGAGGAGCUGCGCAGUGCUUUGCAGCUUAGCCUGAGUGACUGGGAGAAACCAAGUCUCCUAAAUGUGCUCAUUGACCCGUCCUCCGACAGAAAACAGCAGAUUGGUUUAACUUGGCCCGUCAGCACAGCGCAGCAGGGAUAUCUGUCUCCAUUACAACAUGGCUACCUGCUUGAAGGUGUAUCUUCAACUGAUGAUGGCUUGUCUUGAGUGAUGAAGCAGCAGGCAUAUUCCUGGCUAAAGUCCCCUGUUAUCCCUGCAGCAAGUGUUUUUCCAUCACACAGCACAGCAGGUAAAAGAAGUUUACUUGUUGGAAGUGAGCUGUUUGCAGAGGUGCCCUAGGAGUCUGAUGUCAUCAGCUCUUCAUCUAACAUCUCACCAGCUGAUUCUACUUUUACUCAUCCUCCCUACCGUAUGAGUUAGAUCCACCCCUCGCACCACCCUCUCAGCCAAAUAUGGUCGUUUCUGGCUCUAAAAAACAAGAUGGUGACGGUGGAAAUGCCGAAUUCAAGGCUUCAAAACAGCAGUCCACAAACCAGUGGGUGGUGUCACAGGAGCUACGUCCAUUAUUAGAUACAAUCUAUUGUAAUAACAGUAAUAACAGGCAGGGAAUCCACAAAAUCAAUCCUGUGCAAAUGUCACACCCCCUGGUGGUUAAGGAUGUAAUUGAUGCUGUAACUGCACUUUACUGCUGCUUUUACACUGUUGUGUGUCGGUGUUUCUCCAACAUCGUCAAUGCCUCAACUCAGGGAGCUGAGACUUCCUCUGGCGAAGAUUAAAUCAUAAUGAUUUAAUCAGGUCCUCAUUCUCUAGGAGGCCUGGAACCUCCACUGGAUAAAUGUUGAGGGGUUUCCUGUCUGAAUCCAAAUGUCCAGGCUUAUGUGCACUCGCAGAUUUGGCGACCUUAUGGGCAUGCACAGGGCCUAAAGCUGCCUAAAUCCACAAUUUAUGCACAGUUUUUGCAGACUUCCAGAGAACUGGAUUAAAAGGUCAAGAACUUGGCAUUGGUCAUAAGAAUUGAGACCUUAAGUCUUGUCUCAUACCACUUUGUUUCCCUCAGCCCUUUCAGACAUGAAGUGAUGACAGUGAGCCCUUUUGACACGUGACAGUAUAUGUGACCAAAGGCAGCCCCUGUUUUAUUUUCACCUGGUGCCCACCAAGUUGAAGUUGAGAUGGACAAUGACUCGAAUGACACUGACGGCCGCAGCAGCAAAGCCAGGCGCAAUUAAAAGCUGCAGCAUCUCGGGUCACGAGUCGUGUAGAGCAACAGACAACUUGAUGUUUACUUGGCUCUUGUCUCAUCCUCGUAGCGCUGUGUGAAUGACGUGCCUCACUCAAUAGUAAUCCGCGCACUCCAGGUGCACUCUCACAAUCCCUCCACCUCACACCAACCUGACCUUUCUAUUUCAGGGUCCCCAUAAUUAGAAAGCAUGGCCCUCUGUGUUUAUGUUGAAUGUAUCCACGCAACCACUCGCAGACAUGUUUGAAGGUUGUAUUGAGGACUGUAUCCAUGGUGCUAAGCUCUCUGUCCCCUUAUUUGAGGUGUUUGACUCCAGACUGUUCUCCACAUUCAGUCUCAGUGGAUGAAGAUGAACUCAGGUUUAAACUCAGGUCUAAUAUAAUGCUGUGUUGUCUGC
Molecule: messenger RNA, 3359 nt
Organism: Epinephelus fuscoguttatus (brown-marbled grouper)
Lineage: Eukaryota; Metazoa; Chordata; Actinopteri; Perciformes; Serranidae
Gene: hacl1
Product: 2-hydroxyacyl-CoA lyase 1
Exons: 17
Coding region: 151-1932 (593 amino acids)
Biological process (GO): fatty acid alpha-oxidation
Cellular component (GO): peroxisome
Molecular function (GO): magnesium ion binding; catalytic activity; thiamine pyrophosphate binding
Source: RefSeq, a predicted model, not a curated record